Molecule: messenger RNA, 2182 nt
Organism: Mollisia scopiformis
Lineage: Eukaryota; Fungi; Ascomycota; Leotiomycetes; Helotiales; Mollisiaceae
Product: general substrate transporter
Exons: 7
Coding region: 329-1981 (550 amino acids)
Biological process (GO): carbohydrate transport; transmembrane transport
Cellular component (GO): membrane
Molecular function (GO): carbohydrate:proton symporter activity
Source: RefSeq, a predicted model, not a curated record
AUUUCGAUGCCGUCCUUUUUCUUGUUAGUCUGAUGUGUCACCUGGCAGUGAUCCUUAGACGAGACUGUGGUGGAUUCGAUCAAACCAGAUCCAUUUUUCUACUCACAUCCCCAACUUUGCGGGGUGCGGAGAGGCUCCCAGUAUUUCGCAGGAACGCAGCAGAGAAUGUGAUGGGUGCACGCAAUUGAGGUUGCACAAGAUAGCCAGCCACAAGCACGAAUUAUAUAUGGACGUCUAGGUCCCGCCGUCCUGGAAUUUGGAUCUACCGAGUUCGGUACUUUCGAAGAAUCUCUAGUCGAUAUCCAGGGUGGAUUUGAAGGCUGAAGACAUGGGAAUGGACUCCAAGGUGACCUUAUCCGAUGCGCAACACAUGGAGCAUAUGGACCAAUCAGCACAGAAGCAACUUGCGCUUCAAGGGGAGGCUCUCGAGACUUUAGAGAAGACGUAUGGAUUAUGGGAGUCAGUGAGGGCGAAUAAGCUAUGUCUAUUGUACAUGCUUGCGGCGUAUGCAUGCGCAGCUGUCUAUGGCUACGAUACUAUUGCGAAUGGAGCGAGUCUAGCUAUGCCUGCGUUUGAGUUAUACUUUGGCCAUUUUGAUGUAGCUACGAAAGAACUAUAUCUCGAUUCUAUCUGGACGUCUUUAUGGUCAUCUAUGACCAAUGUUGGAUCAAUACUAGGGUCUGCAGUUGCAGGGCCGAUGUCACAAAAGAUCGGACGAAGAUAUACAGGCAUGGCGUUUGGAGCUGUAACGACUGUGGGUGUAAUCGUGCAAUACACUGCUACCGCGAAAGGGACUCUACUUGCCGGAAAGAUGAUCAAUGGCUUGGCAGUUGGGGGAUUACUAGCUGUGGGUACAACUUAUGCUUCUGAGAUCUCACCACCACGUCUACGAGGUGUUCUUCUUGGCGGUCUUGCAUUCUGCGUCAUCGCUAUGCAACUCAUUGGCCUAGCAGUUGUGCGUUCUUUCGUCCCAAACCUGCACCCUUCAGCCUUCCGAACCGUCUUUGCUCUGCAAUGGGUAGUUGGCGCGCUACCUAUAAUUGCAUUCUUAUUUGCUCCUGAAUCACCUACAUAUCUUGUCAUGAAAGGAAAGCCUCUAGCAGCACACUCUUCUCUAGCAAGGCUCUAUGGCAAAAACAACAACAUCGAUGCUCGUUUGGCACACCUUCAAUCUGGCAUCCUUCAUGAAAUGCAAAAGGACGCAAACACAGCUGCGUCGUAUUGGCACUGCUUUCAAGGCACGGACCUAAAACGAACUUUGACAGUUUGCCUCAUCAUGUUUGGCAAUGGCCUUCUUGGCACUGCCCUUCUCACUCAGAAUAUAUAUUUCCUUACACUUACUAGCUUGCCUGUCAUACACGCUUUUGAUAUCAAUAUCGCAGGCUUCGGUCUAGCGUUGGUUAUCAUGCCUUUGGCAUGGAGGUUUGGAGACAGAAUUGGACGACGACCUCUAUAUUUGAUUGGAGUCGUAGGAAAUAUUCUUGCCUUGGCAACUAUUGGAGGACUAGGAUAUGCUACAUACUCUAAUACUGGUGCCGUAUGGGCUAUUGCCAUCCUAAUGAAUCUCCUCAUCGUCUGGCAACAACCCACGAACUCUAUGGUAUCAUGGUCAAUGCCACCUGAGCUUUCAUCGUACAAACUACGACAGCACACACAAUCCAUCAGCAUCAUAGUGCAAGCCUUCACCAGUUGGCUUUUUGCUUUUGUCACUCCUUACAUGUAUAAUGUUGGAGCUGGCUCUGGUAAUCUCGGAGCCAAGACUGGAUUUGUGUUUAUGGGAACCAGUAUAAUUCUCUUGCUUGUCUCAUACUUUGUGAUACCAGAAACCAAAGGACUGACGACUGAGGAGAUCGACUUUCUGUAUGAGAGUAAGGUUAGCCCAAGGAGUUUUGGUUCUGUGAAGGUUUUGGGACCGAGGGCCGCGGAUAAGGUGGAAUUAAAGAGUUGGAGUCAAAAGUCUGGAGUUACGUCGGAAAGUUGAUUUGAUUUACAAGUAAUAUUUGAGUGAGCAUUUUUAGAUGGAUAAUGGAGUUCGCGAAUGGAAUGGGAUGGGCGAAGAGAGGCGUAUGGAAGAAUAUCAUGAGCGAUGCAUAUACCCCUAUCAUUAUCAUCUAAUCGACGGAAUAGACAGAGUCUAACAAAUAUUCCUAAUCAGCCUUGGAUCUUACUUUGAUGAUACGAC